UGUGUGUGUUUCUGCUGAGAUGUGGUACAGUAGGUGGAAAGGGAGACAGAGUGAAAGAAAAAGGCAGAGAGAAAGUGUGUGUGUGUAUCAGAGUGUGUGUGUGACGCUGAGAGAUAUAAAGAGAAACCCAGAGGAAGGAAAGAGGAGUGGGUGGAGUCACCUCACCUUCCACCACUACUGCCUCUCCGUCUCUCCGUCUCUCUGUCUCUGUCUGUCUCCGCUGGUUCGUAUCUGCCCCUCGUGUCCCCUCACCAUGCGCACUCUCCACAGGCUGAAGUUGAUGAGUUCUCCGAGUCUCAGUGAUCUGGGCAAGAGCGACCGCUUGGAGGAGAGAGGAGCUCAGCAGUGCAGGGCGGGGGCCAACGCCAUCUGGAACAGCAUCCAUAAUGCGGUCAUCUCCAUGUUCCAGAAGAAAGAGCUGGGAGACAAUGAGCUCUACGCUUUAAACGAAGGUGUCAGGCAGCUGCUAAAGACUGAGCUCGGCUCCUUCUUCACUGAGUACCUGCAGAACCAGCUGCUCACCAAAGGGAUGGUCAUACUGCGGGACAAGAUCUACUUCUAUGAAGGUCAGAAGUUACUUGAUGCUCUGGCUGAAACCUGGGAUUUCUUCUUCUGUAACGUUCUCUCCACACUGCAGGCCAUUUUCUACCCGGUCCAGGGGAAGGAGCCCACGGUGAGGCAGCUGGCUCUCCUGCACUUUCGGAACAUUAUAACCCUGAGCGUAAAGCUGGAGGACGCUCUGUCUCGUCCCAAAGCUUGCGUCCCUCCCUCCAUCACACAGAUGUUGCUCAUACUGCAGGGCGUGCACGAGUCUCGGGGAGUGAGUGACGACUACUUAAGGUUGGAGUCUUUGAUCCAGAAGGUGGUGUCUCCGUACCUGGGCACGCAUGGGCUCUACAGCGACGGCGGCUGUGUGCCGCAGUGCUCCUGUGUGCUGGAGAAGCGAUUGAUGCGGCACUGGCCCACGCUCGGGGACGCCUCUGCCAGGAACCCCGUAAUGCGCUCCAAGAGCUACAACAUGCCCAUGCUGACCCCUGUGGAGGAGUACGAGGUGGAGGCCGCAUCGGCCGGCAGCUCAGGGAUCCGACGCCAUUCCGUGUGCCAGAUGACCUUGUGCCAGGAGGAGCCGGCCUUCUCCAGCACCAAGUCCAGUCCCGAGACGAACAGCGAGCCCCAGCUCUCAGCCUCUCACCCGUCCACAGAACCGGACUCGGCUCUGACAGGAUGCAGAGCGCAGAUGAAGGACACGUCUCCGCUCCCGUCCCCGUCCCUGUAUCCCUCGAGUUUCCCUCAAUGUUCUUCAGAAAUAUUUCAGAAAAUAGUCUCAGCUUCUGAUCUUACCCAGGAAGUGUCCUCGCCAACCGGAGGCUCACUGAGCCCCGAAACCAUCACGGAUCAGCUCCUGGAGUCUUUGGACUCCGAAUCAGAAGGAAUCUUCAUAGACUUUAGCUGCCACGGCUCACAAUCGUCUAACUUCAGUCAGGAGAGUGAGAGUGUGGUGUAGGAGCGCAGGAGCGCCACGCCGGCCCUCUGACUGGCCCCGAACUUCAAGAGGGUCCAUGUCUGGGGAGGGGGAGUUCUGUCGUCCACAUUUUUUGUAAUUUUAUACUAAAGAUUUUAAAAAACAUUUAACAUUUUUU
Molecule: messenger RNA, 1640 nt
Organism: Clarias gariepinus (North African catfish)
Lineage: Eukaryota; Metazoa; Chordata; Actinopteri; Siluriformes; Clariidae
Gene: prr5b
Product: proline rich 5b (renal)
Exons: 8
Coding region: 20-1504 (494 amino acids)
Biological process (GO): TORC2 signaling
Cellular component (GO): TORC2 complex
Source: RefSeq, a predicted model, not a curated record